AUGCAUACAGAUAAAGAAAUGACAGAUCUGGACCACGGGGCGGCCGGGUCCGGCGUCUUUCAGCUGCAGCUGCGGGACUUCGCCAACGAGGGGGGGUUGCUGGCCAGCGGCAGGUCCUGCCAGCCCCACUGCCGGACCUUCUUCCGCGUCUGCCUCAAGCACUUCCAAGCCGUCGUGUCGCCGGGGCCUUGCACCUUCGGGACGGUCUCCACGCCCGUCCUGGGCGUCGACUCUUUCGCCGUGCGGGACGAGAGUCACGGGGGGCGGCGCAACCCGCUGCAGCUGCCUUUCAACUUCACCUGGCCGGGCACCUUCUCGCUCAUCAUCGAGGCCUGGCACGCUCCCGGAGACAACCUGCCGGCAGGGCCCCAGUCCGCAGACGCGCUGAUCAGCAAGAUGGCCAUCCAGCGACCGUUGGCCGUGGGCGAGGACUGGUCCCUGGACGAGCAGAGCGGGCCUCGCACGCGUCUGCGUUACUCCUACCGGGUCAUCUGCAGUGACCACUACUACGGCGACAGCUGCUCGCGCCUCUGCAAACGUCGCGACGACCACUUCGGCCACUACGUCUGUCAGGCGGAUGGCAGCCUCUCCUGCCUGCCCGGCUGGACCGGCGAAUACUGCGACCAGCCCGUCUGCCUGGCGGGCUGCACUGAGCAGACGGGCUACUGCAACAAGCCCGGGGAAUGCCUCUGCCGCCCCGGCUGGCAAGGCCGCCUCUGCGACCGCUGCAUCCCGCACGUGGGCUGCCGACACGGCACCUGCAGCAUCCCGUGGCAGUGCACGUGCGACGAGGGCUGGGGAGGCCUCUUCUGCGACCAAGACCUGAACUACUGCACCCAUCACACCCCGUGCAAGAACGGGGCCACGUGCUCCAACACGGGCCAGGGCAGCUACACGUGCACCUGCCCGCCCGGCUUCACCGGCGUCGACUGCGAGCUGGAGGUCAGCGAGUGCGACAGCAACCCCUGCCGCAACGGAGGCAGCUGCACGGACCUGGAACACGGGUUCCACUGCCUCUGCCCGCCCGGCUACUACGGCCCGCACUGCGAGCUCAGCAGCCUGAGCUGCGCCGACUUUCCGUGCUUCAAUGGCGGCUCCUGCCGGGAGCGGGCGCAGGGGGUGAGCUACUCCUGCGAGUGCCCGCCGGACUUCACCGGCUCCAACUGCGAGAAGAAGGUCGACCGCUGCACCAGCAACCCCUGUGCCAAUGGGGGCCAGUGCCAGGAGUGGAGAGCGAAUCGCCUGUGCCGCUGCCCGCCCGGCUUCGCCGGCGCCCGCUGCGAGAUCAACGUCGACGACUGCGCCCGCGGCCCGUGCGCCCACGGCGGCUCCUGCCGCGACCUGGUCAACGGCUUCGCCUGCGCCUGCCCCCCCGGCUUCUCGGGCCGGCGCUGCGAGCUGCGGGAGCCCGCCGACCCCUGCCUCUCCGGGCCCUGCCAGAACGGAGCCACCUGCUUCCCGGAAGCGUCGCCGAGCGGCUACGUCUGCCACUGCCCCUACGGCUUCAUGGGCCGCCUCUGCGAGUUCCUGGCCUACCGGCAGCCCGCGCCCGCCACCGGCUUCCCCUGGGUGGCCGCCUCCCUGGGCGCCGGGCUGGUGGCCGUCCUGGUCCUGCUGGCCAUGGUGGCCGUGGCCGUGAGGCAGCUGCGGGCCCGGAGGGCCGAGCCCGGCCCCGGCGGCGGCACCAUGAACAACCUGUCGGACUUCCAGAAGGAUAACCUGGUUCCCGCCGGCCAGCUGAAGAACACGAACCAGAAGAAGGAGCUGGAGGUGGACUGCGGCGAGGACAAGUCCUACUGCACCAAGCCGCUCAACGGCAGGCACGACCCCAACCUGGCCCCUGCCGCCCCCACGGCCAAAUACCCGCUCAGCGACAAGGGGCUGGGCGAGAAGGUGCCGCUGAGGAUACCCAGCGACAGGCCCGAGUGUCGGAUAUCAGCGAUAUGCCCCCCGCGGGACUCCAUGUACCAGUCAGUGUGUUUGAUAUCAGAGGAGAGAAACGAGUGUGUCAUCGCCACGGAGGUAUAAGGCGGGAGUUCAGCCUGGAUGUCCGAGCCGGGGCCCGGGGCCGCCGCUCCUGCUGCACUGUUUACACUGGCGCCCUGGACGCAGGGGCGGGGACACUUUCCUUAUGCAACGUGCUGCUCUCAGGAGGAGGAGGAGGGACCGGGACCCUCGGGACGGACGGAUGGACAGACGGACUGGGCUGGGGACUGGAGCGAGAGAGGUGCUACUCCGGCCUCGGGAUGGCCCCCGAAGAGCCGACCGCCCCGUCGGCCCGGUGGGGCCCCCGACCCGGAGAGGAGACGACUGUCACCGCCCGCACCGGUCCAGCCGGCGUCUACGGUGGGGGGCCGGCCGGGACCACCGCCCCCCCCCCCCCCACGGAGGCCGGAGGAAGGUCUGUGGGGAGCGAGGGGCCGUGGCCCCGACGGUCCCACCGACGCCACCGGCCACCGCCUUGGGCCCGCGGCGGAAACCGGGGGAGACGCUAAACGUGACCGACGGGCGGGCUGGGUGCGGCCACAGAGGCCGGCCGGAGAGGCCUGGGAAGGAGGGCGCCCUCGAUGGGGAGGGGCCGGCCAGAGGGAGGAGGGGGACUCCCAAAUUGGCAUGGGCGCAUUUCCCCUGAAGGCAGCGGGAAGAGGGGUGGGGGCGGGGCGGCCGAGCCCCUUCCCCUGCUUGAGGGGGGCAGUCCCUGCCACCCGCCUCCCGUCCCACCCUGGCUUCCGGGGUCCGCUGGCCUCCGGAAAGAUCUGCUGGUCCUGGGUUCCUCCCUGCGAGGACUGCAAUGUUAGUGCAAACUCCAAUGGAGGAGGGGGCUCCGGGAACCAGGGCGCCCUACCCAACCUCCCCGCGCCCCUUCCCCCCGUCGGCCUGGUCCCAAGCCCCCCACCCCAACUCUCCCCCUGUCCACUAUGGGCCUCCCCACCCCUUCCCCCCACCGUCACCUUGAACGCCGACCUUCAACAAUCAAUAAUAUGGAUUUUUAUUGUUCGUGGUAGUUUAUUUUGGAGCCUAGUAUUUCAAUAAUUUAAAGAAUCAGAAGCACUGACCUUUCUACAUUUGAUAACAUUAUUUUGUAUAUAAUGUAUAUUUAUAAUCCCAAA
Molecule: messenger RNA, 3110 nt
Organism: Ornithorhynchus anatinus (platypus)
Lineage: Eukaryota; Metazoa; Chordata; Mammalia; Monotremata; Ornithorhynchidae
Gene: DLL4
Product: delta like canonical Notch ligand 4
Exons: 11
Coding region: 1-2028 (675 amino acids)
Biological process (GO): cell communication; Notch signaling pathway; multicellular organism development
Cellular component (GO): membrane
Molecular function (GO): calcium ion binding
Source: RefSeq, a predicted model, not a curated record